CCGGUGAGAGGAGUCAUCGCUGUGAGCUCAGUCAGGUUUUCUCCGACGGACAGCGUGGAAAGAUGGUGCUCGACUUGGACCUGUUUCGGACCGACAAAGGCGGAGAUCCAGAAAUCGUCCGUGAGACUCAAAAGAAGAGGUUUAAAGAUGUCACACUCGUUGAUAAACUGGUCGCCGCAGAUUCAGAGUGGAGAAAAUGCCGCUUCACUGCAGACAACCUCAACAAAGCAAAGAACCUCUGCAGCAAGAGCAUUGGGGAAAAAAUGAAGAGGAAGGAACCAGUUGGGGAGGAUGAAUCUGUACCUGAAAAAGCACAGAGCCUGGAGUCCCUAACAGCUGAAACACUAUCGGCCCUGACAGUUACCCAGAUCAAGAAGGUGCGUUUGUUGGUGGAUGAGGCGAUGGAGAAAACUGACAGUGAGAGGAUAAAGCUGGAGGCAGAGCGCUUCGAGUACCUGAGGGAGAUUGGCAACCUUCUGCACCCAUCUGUACCCAUCAGCAAUGAUGAGGAUGUAGACAACAAGGUGGAGCGUACCUGGGGCGACUGCACCGUCCAGAAGAAGUACUCCCAUGUUGACCUGGUGGUCAUGAUUGAUGGGUUUGAAGGCGAGAAGGGAGCUGUUGUGGCCGGGAGCAGAGGUUACUUUUUGAAGGGGCCGCUGGUGUUCCUGGAACAGGCUUUGAUAAAUUACGCCUUAAGGAUCCUACAUAGCAAAAAUUACACCAUGCUCUACACACCUUUCUUCAUGAGGAAAGAGGUCAUGCAGGAAGUCGCCCAGCUCAGCCAAUUUGACGAAGAACUGUACAAGGUCAUUGGCAAGGGCAGCGAGAAGUCAGACGACAACUCCGUGGACGAGAAGUACCUCAUCGCCACCUCCGAACAGCCGAUCGCAGCCUUCCUGAGAGAUGAGUGGCUGAAACCCGAGGACCUGCCCAUCCGCUACGCCGGCUUUUCCACCUGCUUCAGACAGGAAGUGGGCUCCCAUGGCCGAGACACCCGCGGGAUCUUCAGGGUACACCAGUUUGAGAAGAUUGAACAGUUUGUCUAUGCCUCUCCACAUGAUGGCAAAUCAUGGGAGAUGUUUGAUGAGAUGAUCGGCACAGCAGAGGAGUUCUACCAGUCUCUUGGAAUUCCUUAUCGCAUCGUCAACAUUGUCUCUGGCGCCCUCAAUCACGCAGCCAGUAAGAAGCUGGACCUGGAGGCCUGGUUCCCUGGCUCCAGUGCUUUCAGAGAGCUGGUCUCCUGCUCAAACUGCACCGACUACCAGGCCAGACGCCUUCGCAUCCGCUACGGACAGACCAAAAAGAUGAUGGACAAGGCAGAGUUUGUGCACAUGUUGAACGCAACCAUGUGUGCCACUACACGUGUGAUGUGUGCCAUCCUGGAGAAUUACCAGACUGAAGAAGGCAUUGUUGUUCCAGAGGUGCUCAGGCAGUUCAUGCCUCCUGAUUUGUCAGAGAUCAUUAAGUUUGUCAAGCCCGCUCCAAUUGAUCAGGAGAUGUCUAAGAAAUCAAAGAAACAGCAGGACGGAGGGAAGAAGAAGAAGCAGGGAGGGGGAGAUCAGAACCUGCCCAACUGCAUGGAGAGCAUGUCCGUCAACGACUCAUAGACUCCAGCAUACAACAGUGUCGCUUCACCAAUCUCACAGAUAGAAACUGAUGGAAUAGAGCCUCUCGUGGAGGUUAAACUGGGGUCAGUUUGGUAAUUUCACAAAGUAAAAUGGAUAAAGUUAGAACCUGGGGAAACAAAUCUCUGAAGUAGGCACUUACCUUAUAGUCAAGGCUGGCUCUAUCCCAUCUGUGUCUAUCUGAAUGGAUGGUGUUGAUCAUCUCAGCUGUUCCUUCCCUCAUUCAUAGGAGGCACACCGAAAAAGGGAUCGCUCUGUGCUUGCAGCCACCUUCAGUCAGAAACUAUCCACCUGUCUGUCACUUUCUCACAUCAGCAUCAACACUGAGCCUAAACGAACAGACAAGACUAUUUAAGUUGGUCAUGUGGGACAGCGCAUGUUGAUAUAUGCAGAAUCAACAGCUUCUGUCUGGCUUCAUAGCAGUUGGUAGUGUCUGUGACUGGUAUAUAGUGCAGAUGAACCACUGUAAUCUGUAAUUAUCAUACAAAAGUGUGGUUUCUGAAGAUUUGUAUUUUGUAUAACUGAUCAAUUACUGUCUGAAAUCUUCAUUCAUCGGCUCAUGUUGCCUUUAACCACGAUCAUCAUUUCCAACCGUUGUUGCUCGACGUCACAGUUGACCAUAAUGCUGUUCACUACAGUAUGUUAUGAUUGAGACAUUGUCUGUAUUUACUUGCUAAUGUAAACGUAUAUAUAUGAUUGAGCAUUGAUGAAGUGGAACUCGCUGUAAACAAAUAUUAAAAACAGUUGAUAUGGAA
Messenger RNA from Thunnus maccoyii (southern bluefin tuna), 2383 nucleotides. It is a transcript of the gene sars1, whose product is annotated as seryl-tRNA synthetase 1. Gene Ontology annotation, molecular function: ATP binding; tRNA binding; serine-tRNA ligase activity. Lineage: Eukaryota; Metazoa; Chordata; Actinopteri; Scombriformes; Scombridae. The transcript has 11 exons. Gene Ontology annotation, cellular component: cytosol. Gene Ontology annotation, biological process: seryl-tRNA aminoacylation. The record is from RefSeq and is a predicted model, not a curated record. The coding region runs from base 63 to 1610 and encodes 515 amino acids.